Abrus precatorius (Indian licorice) is the source of this 1002-nucleotide messenger RNA. RefSeq lists its product as uncharacterized. The coding region runs from base 272 to 718 and encodes 148 amino acids. The transcript is spliced from 6 exons. Lineage: Eukaryota; Viridiplantae; Streptophyta; Magnoliopsida; Fabales; Fabaceae. The record is from RefSeq and is a predicted model, not a curated record.
GCUGCAGCCUCUGACGCUCCCCUGCAUAGCUUGGCUCACGUUCCGCAGUGACGACGUAGACGCCCUCAUCCCUGACCCCUGCAUCUCCGCUCUCUUCUGAGUUCUCAGAUCUGUCUAUAGAGGCCAUCGACAGAGCCAAUCGCUCAGUGCUUCGUGACCUUCGUUCAGAUGUCGCAAUCAGGGAUUGCAUAUUAUUGUUAUUAUCCUUAUAAGAUCAAGCCUUUGAAUAUCGGUACAGGAAUUCAGUUCUUACAAUCCUCAGUUUAAUCCAAUGAAGGACAAGCGCUUGAAGAAAAGGUUGAAAAGCGAGGUUGAGUCAGAUAAAAAUAAUGAGACUAGGAUUGAAGAUGUUGCUUGGCUCUGCUCCCUUUCAGAGACAGAGAUUGACAUGCUGAUUAGCUUGAAACUGUUGAUCAUUCAGCGUGCAAAAAUGAUAGGCUAUAAGGAAUUGGCUAAUAAAUUCAACCUUAAAAUGAUUCGAGCCAUUGCACUUGUUUUGAUGGAACAUCUCAAGGCAGAGAUAAAAGAUUCAUCACUUAUCCCUGAUAUGGUGAAGUCUACUGCUUUUUUGGAUGCUUGCAACCUAUUAAAAUGUAAUAACGAGGUUGAUGCAACUGUUGAAGAGCUAAGUACAAGCAUUGGUACUGAUAUACCAACAUUUCUUAAAAGUCCACUAACAUCCAAACGGAAAAAGCAAAAAGUUGGAAGCAGAGAAUAAAUAAUUGUUCUUAGAGGAUCAGAAAUUUCUAGCUUAUCCUUAUAACAACGCCUUUUACUUUUGCUAUGGAAACUCUCAUUUAUGGCGUCCUCCUCAUUGCCGAAUACCCAUAUGAAGUAGUCAUUCCUUGAAGAUUUCUUAUAAUUUUUGGUUCUAGGUAAUUUUUUGCUAUUUGCAUAGAAAAGAAUGUAUUGUCAGGCAAUAUCUAUGUUGUAGCAAAUCCACAUUGUCUAGAGAAUAUUAUAUUACUUGUUUAAAAGUUUUAUCGGUAAAGUAACACAAGU